AUGUUUCGGGCGUUUCACACGGCUCUUCGAAUCAGUCCCAAGACCAUUGGUCUCUCGGUCAGAUCGGGCUUGGUGCUAUUCGGAUCCAGAGCCGCAUUAGUCGAGCCAGCUAAUCGCAACUCCCUCGGCAACCCGGUGGACAUUCAGUUUACACGUCCAAUCACGAAAAACGGCUCUUGGGUUGAUUCCUGGCAGCUGGCUCUGACCAAUUGGCAAGCGUCUUUGUUGACGUUAUUGCGGGCUCUGAACUUGCUCCGAAUUUGUUUCCCCCUGAUCAUUCUCUCUCCGAUUGCCUAUUAUCGGGAAGGCUACCGAUACACUUGGUUCCGGAGGUUAGUUCGAACUCUGGAGCAAUGUGGUCCCAUCUUUAUAAAACUGGGACAAUGGGCUGCCACGAGACGAGAUCUCUUCCCCUUGAGUCUCUGUCAAGAAUUAUCCGUCCUCCAUAGAAGCACUCAAACCCACACAUGGUUAGAGACUAAAGACAUCUUGGAAUCGAAUCUCGAACAAGAACUGACCAAAGUCUUCCAUCACAUUGAGGAGUUUCCAUUUGGUUCGGGUAGUUGUGCUCAAGUCCACAAGGCCAAAUUGAAGUCCAAUGACACCAUGGUCGCCGUCAAGGUCCUUCAUCCGAAUAUCCGACACUUGUUCCAACAAGAUCUGAAAGUAAUGCAAGCAAUUGCCAAAUCAGUCCUGUGGAUGGCUCCAAACUUGAAAUGGCUCAGUCCGGACGAAUCCCUCAGAGAGUUUGCCAAAUUGAUGGAUUGUCAGCUAAAUCUGAAGAUCGAGGCUCAAAACCUGGAACUCCUGAGUCGAAACUUCAAGUCCACAUCGAACGUGAUUUUUCCAAAACCCGUUCAUCAUUUGUGCUCCGAGUAUGUUCUAGUGGAGACUUUUGAAGAAGGCAUUCACAUUGGUGACUUCAUCAAGGAUGUAGUAAACGAGCAAGAUCGUCCUUUGAUGAAGAAGGUCGCUAAUAUUGGAGUGCACAUGCUUCUCAAAAUGAUAUUUCAGGAUAAUCUGGUUCAUGGCGACCUUCAUCCUGGGAACAUCCUCGUUCGAAAUGAGGAUCCACCUCGGAUCGUCAUUCUAGACCCUGGCAUCGUUUCAAGCCUCUCCACUCACGACAUGGGCAACUUUAAAUCUGUGUUCAAGGCCGUUAUUUCAGGAGAUGGAAGUCGGGUAGGCCAUUUGUUUCUCGAGAGAUCAUUCAAUCAAUGUCAGUCUCCCGAGAAAUUUGUCAAAGAAAUGGAAUCCAUUGUCCUCGAAGCUCGAAGUCAACAGUUGUCGCUCAAUCGGCUGGAUGUAUCCAAGCUUUUAACCAAAGUGUUCAAUACCCUACUCGUUCAUGAGGUCAAACUGGAAUCCAAUUUUGCUUCGGUCAUAUUAGCCAUUCUCGUUCUUGAAGGCCUUGGUCGCACACUAGAUCCGGACUUAGAUCUAGUCAUUAAAGCCACUCCAUAUGUGAUGAGAUCUUAGGACGCGCUUGUUGUCGUUAUUAUAAUUAUUGUUAUUAUUAUUUUUUCAAUAUGAUAUGACAAUACUGACAAAGAUAUUAACAUUAAAAUAAUCAUUAUCA
Molecule: messenger RNA, 1579 nt
Organism: Tigriopus californicus
Lineage: Eukaryota; Metazoa; Arthropoda; Copepoda; Harpacticoida; Harpacticidae
Exons: 4
Coding region: 1-1479 (492 amino acids)
Biological process (GO): protein phosphorylation
Cellular component (GO): mitochondrion
Molecular function (GO): ATP binding; protein kinase activity
Source: RefSeq, a predicted model, not a curated record